AUGGGCGAGCUCGAAGUUCCUGAGCGUGAGCUCCAAUAUUUUUCGUCAUCCGCACGGUCUGGCCGAAGAAAUGCGUUGCCGGAAAUUGAGGUUUGUCAGAAUCAUUCUAAUUAGCUGCGUUUAUCACGCGAUUCUUCUUCUGCAAUUUAUUUCUUUUUAUUUUGUAUCAAAAAAUUUAAUUCAAUUUUUGUAGGUCGAAAUUAAUGACCCAGGAGCAGCCAAACUUGCUGAUCGACUUUCUGACAUGACAGCUCAUUGUGAUUCGCAAAGCACAUCUACAAAUCAACAAGGUAACCAAUUUUAUUUCUGAACUUCUCCAAUGUUAAUUUUAAAUUCUUCAGGAACCUCUAACCAACCGCAACAAGGCAAUUCGUAA
This is a messenger RNA of Caenorhabditis angaria, 376 nucleotides long. Lineage: Eukaryota; Metazoa; Nematoda; Chromadorea; Rhabditida; Rhabditidae. The record is from the annotation of a GenBank genome assembly.